Molecule: messenger RNA, 844 nt
Organism: Danaus plexippus (monarch butterfly)
Lineage: Eukaryota; Metazoa; Arthropoda; Insecta; Lepidoptera; Nymphalidae
Exons: 4
Coding region: 83-670 (195 amino acids)
Source: RefSeq, a predicted model, not a curated record
AUAGUUGUUUCGAGCGAAAAAUCGAUUCAGUCUUCAUUUACUCUCUAGAGUGGAUGUGUUUUAGUGGCAACUUUCUUCAAAAAUGACCACUAAAAAUAUAUGGUUUGCAUUAAUGUUAAUUCCCACUGUUUUUGGAGUUGACUUAGAUUACUUGUCGCCAGUACUACGAGAGCAAACAUUGGUAUGUCAUAGUAUAUUACAAAGAUUACAGUGUCAUUUGAAAUGUGGUGAGAAGAAAGCAAUAUGCCUUAAAGAUAAAUGUUUCUGCGUGCCAGAUGUAAUUGCUAGAGAAUUUGAUAGUUCGAUUAUUGUAGACAGUGAGAAAGAGGACGGCGUAAUUGAUUAUAUAGACAGCGAAGACAAUGAGGGUGAUGAAACUCGGAUCGAUAAUGUACCGUUUUAUGCUAUGCGACCAACAGUUCGGCAUCAUAUAGCACAUUUCUGUCCUAACCUUGAUAUCGCAAGAGAAUGCAUAAAAAAGUGCAUGACAGAAGGAAAACCAGCAUUUUGUGGGAAGGAUCACGUGUGUUACUGUGGCCAUAAGUACACUACCCACGAUAAUAAUUCAAAAGUCGAUGCGAAGGCCAUGUAUGCCCAGUUCCAUGAUUUGUACGCAAAAUACUUUGGAGUCGAAAAAUCUUCAAAUGAGAAAGACUCUGUGGAAGCGUAGAAUGAAAGUUGCGUAAUAAAUAUAUGUGAAUCAAACAUUAAUUCUAAAUCUGAACACAAAUUAAUGGAUUGAUUAGAAGAAUUUUCAAAUUAAAUUAUAAUAAUUGAAAUUUUUUAUUAAUAGUAUAUACCCAUAAAAGAAGACAUUUUUUUUGGAUUGUCAUGAUAAGCCAAU